This is a messenger RNA of Condylura cristata (star-nosed mole), 7008 nucleotides long. RefSeq names its product fms-related tyrosine kinase 1 (gene FLT1). The record is from RefSeq and is a predicted model, not a curated record. The transcript has 30 exons. Gene Ontology annotation, biological process: vascular endothelial growth factor receptor signaling pathway; cell migration; protein phosphorylation. Gene Ontology annotation, molecular function: vascular endothelial growth factor receptor activity; ATP binding. Gene Ontology annotation, cellular component: signaling receptor complex; plasma membrane. Bases 303 to 4310 code for a protein of 1335 amino acids. Lineage: Eukaryota; Metazoa; Chordata; Mammalia; Eulipotyphla; Talpidae.
AUCGAGGUCCGCUGGAGACUCGGAGAGCGCUGGGCGGACACUCCCCAGGCUCCUACCCGGCGGCGGCGGCGGCGGCGGCGGCUCCGAGCGGGCUCCGUGACCGGAGCGCGGCGCCCAGGACGCCGGGCUGCGUGGAUUACCCCGGGAAGUGGUUGGCUCCCUGGCUGCAGUCGCGGAGAGGGGCGCUUCCCGCAGUGGGUCGGAGCGCCGGGUCUGCGUCUGCGGAGUUUUAGAACACAGGCUCGGGCUGCUGGCCUGCGGGGAACAGCUGGCACCGGCACGCGGGCCGCGUCGCGCUCACCAUGGUCAGCUGCUGGGACACCCGGGUCCUGCUGUGCGCGCUUCUCGGCUGUCUGCUUCUCACAGGAUCUAGUUCAGGUUCAAAAUUAAAAGGUCCUGAACUGAGUUUAAAAGGCACCCAGCACGUCAUGCAAGCAGGGCAGACACUGUAUCUCAAAUGCAGGGGGGAUGCAGCCCAUUCCUGGUCUUUGCCUGAAAGGGUGAGUAGGGAGAGCAAAAGACUGAGCAUAACUAAAUCUGCCUGUGGAAGGAAUGGCAAACAGUUCUGCAGUACUUUGACCUUGAACACAGCUCAGGCAAACCACACUGGCUUCUAUAGCUGCAAAUAUCUAUCUAUACCUGCCUCAAAGAAGAAGAAAACAGAAUCUACAAUCUAUAUAUUUAUUAAUGAUACAGAUAAACCUUUCGUAGAGCUGCACAGUGAAAUUCCCGAAAUUAUAUAUAUGACUGAAGGAAGGGAGCUCGUGAUCCCCUGCCGAGUCACAUCACCUAACAUCACUGUUUCUUUAAUAAAGUUUCCACUGGAGACCCUGAUUCCUGAUGGCAAAAGAAUAACCUGGGACAGUAGGAAGGGAUUUAUCAUAUCAGAAGCCACCUAUAAAGAAAUAGGGCUUCUGACCUGUGAAACAACGGUCAACGGACAUGUGUAUAAGACAAACUAUCUCACACAUCGACAAACCAAUACCAUCAUAGAUGUGCAAAUAAGCACACCAACCCCAGUGAAGCUACUCAGAGGUCAGCAGCUCGCCCUCAACUGUACAGCCACCACUCCCCUGAACACGAGAGUGCGGAUGACCUGGAGUUACCCUGGAGAGACAAGUAACAGAGCAUAUACAAGGCAACGAAUUGACCAACGCAAUUCCAACACCAACCUAUUCCACAGUGUGCUUAUUAUUGACCAAGUCCAGAACAGAGACAAGGGGCUUUACACUUGUCAUGUGAAGAGCGGCCCCUCAUUCAAAUCUGUGAACACUUCAGUGCAUGUAUAUGAUAAAGCAUUCAUCACUGUGAAGCAUCGAAAAGAACCGGUGCUUGAAACUGUAGCGGGCAAGAAGUCUUACCGGCUAUCUAUGAAAGUGAAGGCAUUUCCCUCGCCUGAAGUUGUGUGGUUAAAAGAUGGGGUACCGACAACUGAAAAAUCUCCUCGUUAUUUGGUUCAUGGCUAUUCAUUAAUUAUCAAAGAUGUAACUGCAGAAGAUGCAGGGGAUUAUACAAUUCUGCUGGGCAUAACACAAGCCAAUGUGUUUAAAAACCUCACUGCCACUUUAAUUGUAAAUGUGAAACCCCAGAUUUACGAAAAGGCCGUGUCAUCAUUUCCAGACCCGACUCUCUACCCACUGGGCAGCAGACAAAUCCUCACAUGCACCAUUUAUGGUAUCCCUCAGCCUACAAUCAAGUGGUUCUGGUAUCCCUGUAACCAUAGUCAUUCCAAAGCAAGGUUUGACAUUUGUUCCAGUAGUGAAGAGUCCUUCAUGCUGGCUCCUAACAGCAACAUUGGAAACAGAAUUGAGAGCAUCACUCAGCGCAUGGCCAUAAUAAAAGGAAAAAAUAAGACGGCAAGCACCUUGGUUGUGGCAGAUUCUAGAACUUCUGGCAUCUACAGUUGCAUGGCCUCCAAUAAAGUAGGAACUGUGGAGAGAAACAUAAGAUUUUAUAUCACAGAUGUGCCAAAUGGAUUUUAUGUUAACUUGGAAAAAAUGCCCACGGAACGAGAGGACCUGAAACUGUCUUGCACAGUUAACAAGUUUUUAUACAGAGACAUUACCUGGAUUUUGCUGCGAAAAGUCAGCAACCGAACAAUACACCACAGUAUUAGCAAGCAAAAAAUGGCUGUCACUAAAGAAUACUCCAUUACUCUCAAUCUUGUCAUCAAGAAUGUUACUCUGGAAGACUCAGGCAUCUAUGCCUGCAGAGCCAGGAACAUAUUCACAGGGGAAGAAAUCCUUCAGAAGAAAGAAGUUACAAUUAGAGAUCAGGAAGCCCCCUACCUCCUGCGGAACCUGAGCGAUCACUCAGUGUCUAUCAGCAGCUCCACCACCUUACACUGUCAGGCUGACGGGGUGCCUGAGCCUCAGAUAACCUGGUUUAAAAACAACCACAAAAUACAAGAAGAGCCUGGAAUUAUUUUAGGACCAGGAAGCAGCACGCUGUUUAUUGAAAGGGUCACAGAAGAGGAUGAGGGCAUCUAUCACUGCAAAGCCACCAACCAGAAGGGGUCCGUGGAGAGUUCGGCGUACCUCACCGUUCAAGGAACUUCAGACAAAUCUAACCUGGAACUGAUUACUCUGACGUGUACCUGCGUGGCAGCCACCCUCUUCUGGCUCCUGCUGACUCUCUUUAUCCGAAAACUGAAAAGGUCUUCUUCUGAGAUAAAGACGGACUACCUGUCAAUUAUAAUGGACCCCGAUGAGGUUCCCCUGGACGAGCAGUGUGAGCGUCUCCCUUAUGAUGCCAGCAAGUGGGAGUUUGCCCGGGAGCGGCUGAAACUGGGUAAAUCGCUUGGAAGAGGGGCUUUUGGAAAAGUGGUUCAAGCGUCUGCUUUUGGCAUUAAGAAAUCACCCACCUGCCGGACUGUGGCUGUAAAAAUGCUGAAAGAGGGGGCCACGGCCAGUGAGUACAAAGCUCUGAUGACUGAGCUCAAGAUCUUGACCCACAUCGGCCACCACCUGAAUGUGGUUAACCUGCUAGGAGCCUGCACCAAACAAGGAGGGCCUCUGAUGGUGAUCGUUGAAUAUUGCAAAUAUGGAAAUCUGUCCAACUAUCUCAAGAGCAAACGAGACUUGUUCUUCCUCAACAAGGAUGCAGCGUUACACCCAGAGCCCAAGAAAGAAGAAAUGGAGCCAGACGUGGAGCAAGACAAGAAGGAACGAUUAGAUAGUGUCACCAGCAGUGAGAGCUUUGCAAGUUCUGGCUUCCAGGAAGAUAAAAGUCUGAGUGAUGUUGAGGAAGAGGAGGAUUCUGACGAUUUCUACAAGCAGCCCAUCACUAUGGAAGAUCUUAUUUCUUACAGUUUUCAAGUGGCCAGAGGCAUGGAGUUUUUGUCUUCUAGAAAGUGCAUCCAUCGGGACCUGGCGGCACGAAAUAUUCUUUUAUCUGAAAACAACGUGGUGAAGAUUUGUGAUUUUGGCCUUGCCCGAGAUAUUUAUAAGAAUCCCGAUUAUGUGAGAAAAGGAGACACAAGACUUCCUCUCAAAUGGAUGGCUCCUGAAUCCAUCUUUGACAAGAUCUACAGCACCAAGAGCGACGUGUGGUCUUACGGAGUGCUUCUAUGGGAGAUCUUCUCCUUGGGGGGUUCUCCAUACCCAGGUGUGCAAAUGGAUGAGGACUUCUGCAGCCGCCUGAAGGAAGGCAUGAGGAUGAGGGCCCCCGAGUACGCCACCCCGGAAAUCUAUCAGAUCAUGUUGGACUGUUGGCACAAAGACCCAAAAGAAAGGCCACGAUUUGCAGAACUGGUGGAAAAACUCGGUGAUUUGCUUCAAGCAAAUGUACAGCAGGAUGGCAAGGACUAUAUCCCGCUGAAUGCCAUACUGACAGGAAGCAGUGGCUUUACAUACUCAGCUCCUGCCUUCUCUGAUGACUUCUUCAAGGAAGAUAUUUCAGCUGCAAAGUUUAAUUCAGGAAGUUCUGAUGAUGUCAGAUACGUAAAUGCAUUCAAUUUCAUGAGCCUGGAAAGAAUCAAAACCUUUGAAGAACUUUCACCAAAUACCAUGCUUGAUGAUUACCAGGUGGACAGCAGCACUCUGCUGGCCUCCCCGCUGCUGAAACGCUUCACCUGGACGGAGAGCAAACCCAAAGCCUCGCUCAAGAUUGACUUGAGAGUAACCAGUAAGAGCAAGGAGUCUGGGCUUUCUGAGCUCGCCAGGCCUACUUUCUGCCAUCCCAGCUGUGGGCACAUCAAAGGCCAGCGCAGAUUUACAUACGACAACUCGGAGCUGGAAAAGAAGAUUUCCUGCUGUUCUCCUCCCCCUGACUACAACUCGGUGGUCUUAUAUUCCACCCCACCUGUCUGAAGCUUGACAGUAUUAUUUUUAGAACCACAUGUGUAUUUAUACCCCCAGAAAACUAGCUUUUACCAGUAUUAUACAUAUAUAAAUUUACACUUUUAUCUUUUCACAGCAGUAUUUUUCCUUUUGACUAACAAGAAUGUAACCCCAGAUAGUUUAAGUGAAGAAAACUACUGCUAAAACCUUACAUUACUCAGUGUGUUUAGAGAAACCCCCUCUCAGCCCAGUGACUCCCCUGCAGUGCUCCUUCUACCCCCCCAUCCCACCCCAACACCUCAGGGCGGUAGGGCUUUGGCGGUUCAGGAGCUGCACUAGUGACCAGACAGCCCCGUUGGGCCAGCCGCUGGCGCCCCACAACCAGGAGCCCGACUAAGCAAUGUUGCUAGGGUCCACUAGUGGACUAAGACAGGCAAGGAGGAGAAGGGAGAAGGCAUGAGAAGAAUUUAAACUAUGCAUAUGGGUAGAGAGGAGAAGGUGGCAACCAACCAUGUCAGUGGCUUGGGAACCUAGCUGGGGAGCAGACAGGACAGAGGGAUGAGGCCGUAUUUUCUGGAUUCUUGGGUGGCAGGACAGAAAUUUUUGGAACUACAAGAGAAACUAUAAAAUUUUGUUAUGGGAUUGUUCUACUCCCAUUUCCAUUUUUAUUUUUUUCUUUUUAACAUUGAGGGUGAUGCUCAAAUCUGAGCCUGUACUGAGGGCUUCUCUAGCAAGAUACACUGGAAACCGAGCCUCGCGUGAGCCCUCGGGCACGGCACCUCGCACUGUGCUUAUCGCUCGUAGUAAGCAAACUGGAACAAGUUCAGUCUGUUAGGGGUAUCUGUUGGGCUUAAGACCACUUUCAAAAACAAUAUCCAAUCCUGUUUUGAAUAUUAAUGUGUAGUUAAGACACAAUUCAAUUUCUGGUAUCAUAGUUAACUAUAACAAGAAGCUAAGGAGGAUUCCUUGUGUAGGGGUUAAUUAUUUUAUUUGUGUGUGUGUGUGUGUGAGUAUAUUACCAAAGUAGAAUAGAUGGAAUAAAGAAAUAGCAGAGUGAAACACCCUCUCUCUAUACCAAACGAACUCACUGAAACUGUUGGAAUUUAACAAAGGAUGGGAAGCCAACUGUGUCUCCUCUUUAUGUAACAAGAAUUCUGUCUCAUGCUAGUCUCCUGGACGGGUGUGGAAGAGCAUUAACCAAUGUUUAUUAAGCACUUUAUAUAUGCCUUGCAAAAAAAAGAGGUGGUAUGUAACUUAUACAAAGGUAUUUCUAGAAUUGGAACUCAGGAUAUUAUUGAACCAUCAUUCAAAGUCUCUUUUCAUGUUUUGGACCCUGCCUUGGGUCUGAGGAAGGUGGAAAGAGGGAGACAGGGUACAAAAGGGUGCCUAUGCUUCAGGGCUUAAGGGUCAAUAGACCCUGAAUUUCUCAACUGGCGGAGGCCACAUACUGAGGAAGGUUGUACCUUCUGAAGCCAGUCAAAGCUGGACAGGCAAUGGUGAAUUGCUACUUAAGGUAGAAGAAGAGCAUACUUCCCUUUAUGCAUAUAACAUGAUUCCAAUACCUGAAAUAUAAGAGAAGGAUUUCUGCUUCCUUUCCUUUGUGUUACAUUCUUAAAGUUCUUUGUAUGAAGAGAUGGAAAGUCAGCACAUCCCAAGUGAGACAGAGUGUGCUGGGCUGAGUGUUCUGUGUGAGUCCAGCCUCCUACAAGAGCCAAGUUCAGACAAAAUGAGGAAGGACAAAGCCAGGAGGGGAAAUCAAAGCUUUGUUCUCUCUUUUCUUUCUAUGCAUACAAACUACCUAUGACUUAACAGCAGUGUUAUAGAUAACCAGAAGGAAGUUCAAAGGAAGGAAAAUAAGGACCUCAAUCAAUUCUGGUUUUCAAAUCAGAUAAGGAUCCAGCAACUAGUGGCAACAAAGAAAACCCUUAGCUAUACAUAGUAAUGUCCUGAUUCUUGAUUUCAAUGAUCUACUUCUUAUUAAGAGAACUUACUCGCACCAUUUUUUCCAAAAGAAAAAAAAAAAACUAUUAAUUCUGCUUCUUUGAAGACUCAGGUUUGUGGCUCCAUAAGUCUAUCAGUCAAAAUAUGAUGGCAGAAUUAACACAGAAAAGUGGAAGCUUGCAAGUGAUGACUGUAUCUAGUUGCAAAGUGCUUGCCAUAGACUGGCUCAUUCAAAUAGCACUGAGCUUCAGACACUGAUUAAUUAAUGGUAUUAUUUGAACCGUUUGUCAUUUAUGAUAGCAAUGGCUGGCAUGAACAAUUACAGAACAAGCACUUCUUUUCAGGAUUUUGAAGAUUGUGUGUAACAGCAGGAUGCAACAGCACUAAAGCCAAAUGCAAGUCCAUAUCUAGUUAGCCUUAUCUAGUCAGCAUAAUAAAUGAUGCUCAGGCCUUAAGUGUUAUGCCACGGAACAAUUAUAUCCAAAUUCUGGAAAAUCUUUGGCCUUCUAGGUAUGCUUUACUUCAUAGCACGUAACACUGUCAAACAUGAGAUACUUUGCUAGAGUAUUGGUUAAAGGAAGAGUGUGUCUUUGACUGAAAGCAGUAGCAACUCUAUGUACAUAUAUGUAUGUGUGUGUGUUGUCUUUAACUAUUUAAGGAAACUGGAAUUUUAAAAUUACUUUUAUACAAACCAAGAAUAUAUGCUGCAGAUAUAAGACAUAAGUUGGUCCUAUAGCUCUAGUCACUAUGAAUGUAUUUUGUAUACUAUCUUCAUAUAAUAAAAUUA